This is a messenger RNA of Rhineura floridana, 3266 nucleotides long. RefSeq names its product 3 beta-hydroxysteroid dehydrogenase/Delta 5-->4-isomerase-like. NCBI's taxonomy places the organism in Eukaryota, Metazoa, Chordata, Lepidosauria, Squamata, Rhineuridae. Gene Ontology annotation, molecular function: 3-beta-hydroxy-Delta5-steroid dehydrogenase (NAD+) activity. The transcript is spliced from 4 exons. Gene Ontology annotation, biological process: steroid biosynthetic process. The record is from RefSeq and is a predicted model, not a curated record. The coding region runs from base 140 to 1273 and encodes 377 amino acids.
AGGGAGGCAAUAGUAAGGAAAUGUCAACAGUCCUCGGCUGCCAACUCCAUCCUGAGGAACCUAAACAAGGGCCAGUGGCAGAACUUUAAGGAAGAGCUGCCCUUGCAAAGCACUCCUUCUGCUUCCCAGCACCGCCACCAUGUCUUUGGCUGGAGUGAAGUGCCUGGUGACAGGAGCUGGUGGGUUUCUUGGUCAAAGGAUCGUGUGCCAGUUGCUGGAGGAAGAAGAGGGUCUGGCCGAGAUCCGAGCCACAGACAAAGCCAUCAGCUCCGAGGCACUCAGGCGUUUUGGAAAACAGAAGACUAAAACUCUCUUGACAACUAUGCAAGGGGAUAUCCGGGAUGCGGCAUUUCUCCACAAAGCCGUCCAAGGUGUCUCGCUUGUCAUCCACACGGCUUGCAUCAUUGACACCUUGGGACACGUAGACAGACAGACACUCUGGGAUGUCAACGUAAGAGGUACCCAGCUGCUCCUGGAAGCCUGCCUCCGCAAUGAUGUCCAGUAUUUUGUCUACACCAGCAGCCUUGAAGUGACAGGUCCAAACAGCAGAGGCGACCCCAUCUUUAAUGGAGACGAAGACACAGUGUACCAGAGAACCAAAACGUUUCCUUAUGCUGAAACUAAGAAAGAGGCAGAGAAAUCUGUGCUGGAACUGGAUAGCCAACCAUUGCAAGAUGGCAGCCGUUUUGUGACCUGUGCUUUGAGAUCCAUGUUUAUCUUUGGAGAAGAAAGUCCUUUCCUUCUGCUCCAUCUUGAUGAAACCAUCCAAAACGAUAAUGUCUUCUACAGAAUGUCCAGGAAGGAAGCUCUUGUAAAUCCUGUCUAUGUGGGAAACAUUGCUUGGGGUCAUAUUCAAGUGGCUAAAGCCAUGAGGGAUCCAGAAAAGGUCCAGCACAUUCGAGGAAAAUUCUAUUACAUAUCAGAUGAUACUCCCCAUUUAAGCUAUGCAGACUUCACUUAUGAGCUGAUCAAGGAGCUGGGCUAUGGCAUCGCCCCCAAGCUACCAAUGCCCCUGACCAUGCUCUAUUACUAUGCUCUGUUGCUGGAGAUUGUGAGCUUCUUGCUCCAGCCUUUUGUCAGAUACAUCCCCACCCUCAACCGUCCCCUUCUGACCUUGCUCAAUACCCCGUUUACCUUUUCUUACAGGAAAGCUCAAAGGGAUUUUGGCUACGCCCCUCGCUACUCAUGGAAAGAAGCCAAGCAGCUCACAGGUCAGUGGAUUGCCAAAAUAGAUCCACUGAGAAGAGCCUACCUGAAAAACAAGGCUCUCUAAAGGUGGCCUCCAUGGGCAGGAUGAAGAGGCGGCAGGAGCCAAAGCAAGGAGGGCGGGGACAGAAGGGGUCAACAGAGCACCCAAAGUGUGAAAUAUCUGAAUAAAAGAUAACAAGCCUUUUAUUUGCUGCGGAUAUUACAUUAGUAAUCUGAUAAGCUUUCAGGCCUACCUCCCUGGUUCUUGCACCAGCUCUCAUGGGCCAUCAUCUACUCCUAUUAUUUAAAACAGUAGUAAUUUGUGACAAUAUUUAUUCCCCUGAAGGAAUGAAUAGAAAAGCUGGCCACUACAGUUAUGUUGAAUCUUUUGGAGCCCGUGGCUUUAUAUUCACAGCAGGGCUCAGUUCCCCACAGCAACUCCCACCUAUAAGGAAGGUGUCUUGGCAGCACAUGUACAACUAUGAUUUGGCUGCACAUGCCUCUUUGAUUAAAAACGUUUUUUUUGUUAGGGCAUUCCCCAAAUGUUGAUACCUGUUUUCAGCUGUCUUCUGUACUGUUAUUAAAGUAUUUUAUUUAUGCAAAACCACCAACAACCAUACAAGUUAACAUCCAUUAGCAAACCCUUCUGUACCUGCAACCCACGGGCCAAUCUUGGCUCACCAGGUGGCUCAAUUUGGCCCAUGAGGCCAUUUACACACCCGCACCCACCUGUCAUUCAGCUGACGUCACUUGUGAUGUUAGCUAACGGGCAGCAGGGUGGAGUUCAAUUCUGCCUUGGCUGAGCAAACAGGCACUAGCAGCCAAAACAAGAGCUGGUCCCCCACUUGUCAGCUGACAAGCGGCGCUUAAAUCCUGCUGUUUGGCUGUGUACACGUCUUCCCUACUGGGAACAGUCAUGUGCCGCCAAAGCUCUGGGUUUUUGCAGGCAUUUCCUGCAGGAGUGAAGUGAUGAGGGGAGAAAUAUGCCUUUUGGAAACAUCAGCAGAGUAUGGCAGAAGUCCUGCCGGCUGCCUAUGCUUGCAAACCAUACCUUUCUUUCUCUGCUGUCCAUCAACUGACAGGGAGGCGAGAAAGAAAGGUGUCUAGUCCCAGCCUAUGCUUGCAAAAGGUGUUUCGGCAAACAUCUGCAAAGUUGAAGCUGCUUCUGUCUCAGCUAUGCUCUUUGAAGCUUCAAACGGGGGACAGAUAUGCACAGGCUUUAAAUGCAGCUUUUCAGAGAUGUAAACAAGCAGCAUAAAGCUUCAAAGAGCAUCCUUGAGCAAUGCUCGGAGAUUUAAAGGAGUAUCAAGGCUGUUUUAAAACCCUUUGCAAGCAACAAAGAGCUUUCAAUCAGCCUUCCCCUUCUUGCUGUACUUUGAAGUCCCAAUGGGCUUCAAAGCACAGCAGCAUCUGAUGUCACCAUGACAUCAGAUGACUGGCAGAUGGGCAGCCCCACACACUUGGCAGAUUUGGCCCACCAGGGGUCUGGGAGAGAAUGAUCAGCACAACCAUCCAGAAAAGAUUCCCCACCCGUUUUAUAACAUUCCUAAGUUUUAUCAUCAUAGUUCCACUGUGUUGAUGUUUUAAGCCAUUGAUGUAACCUGCUUUUGGAUUUUUAAAAUAAAAAGCAGUUUAGAAAUUAUUUUAAAUUAAAAAUUAAUAGAUAAAUAUUAAUUUUCCCCAAACACAGUCUAGAAAUAUAGAUUGUUGUGCUUAAGGCAUGAGACAGAUCUGGGUAACAGCCAGUCUUAAUGGUUUAAUAAAAGAGGAUCAGUCAGUCAUCCCAGAAUCCUAGGUGUUACACACAGGAUACCUGCAACCUCCUAACAAAGAUUAAUUCAUCUACAGUCUCCAUCUUCAGACUGAGUUUAAAUGCAGACUUCAAGGUUUCCAAGAUUCAGUUGUUUUUUACUUUUGUCCACAUCCCACCAACUCCUGCUUUGCAUAACAUCCCACCUGUUGACUCGUGCAUCGUGUAACAUCUGUGGGCUUCGGAGGGGUUUUUUCCUUUUUUUGUAAUGGACCAACAUGGCUGCCCUUCUUUUUAUGUGCCAUAUAAUCCGGUAAGCUUGUUUUUU